Gopherus flavomarginatus (Mexican gopher tortoise) is the source of this 2871-nucleotide messenger RNA. RefSeq names its product mucolipin TRP cation channel 1 (gene MCOLN1). Gene Ontology annotation, cellular component: plasma membrane; lysosomal membrane. The record is from RefSeq and is a predicted model, not a curated record. Bases 59 to 1783 code for a protein of 574 amino acids. The transcript has 14 exons. Gene Ontology annotation, molecular function: NAADP-sensitive calcium-release channel activity. NCBI's taxonomy places the organism in Eukaryota, Metazoa, Chordata, Testudines, Testudinidae.
GCGGGCUGCGCGCUGUCGCUUCCGCUCGCACAGCUGACGGGCUCGUGCCGCCCGCACCAUGUCCGCUCCCUGCCGCCCGCACAGCCCGCCCGCAGAGACACAGAGGCUGCUGACCCCUGUGAAUAGCUAUGGGUCUCAAGACGGGGGGGCCGGGCCGGGCGUGGGCUCCGCCUCCCUCCUGCCUGAGGAGGAAGACUUGCGCAGGCGCCUCAAGUACUUCUUCAUGAGCCCAUGUGACAAGUUCCGCGCCAAAGGCCGCAAACCCUUCAAGCUGGUGCUGCAGAUCAUCAAGAUCAUCAUUGUCACCAUCCAGCUCAUCCUCUUUGGGCUCAGCAAUCAGAUGGUGGUGACAUUCAAGGAGGAGAACACCAUUGCUUUCAAACACCUGUUUCUGAAGGACUAUGUGGAUGGGUCGGAGGACACAUAUGCUGUCUAUACGCAGAGGGACCUCUAUGAUCACAUGUUCUAUGCCGUGGAGAAGUACCUGGCCAUUCCUAACGAGACGAUCGGGCGCUACGCCUACGUGCAUGGGGAGUGCAGCGGGAACCAGUCGGCCCUCAUGUUGUGCCAGCAGUACUAUCGCAAAGGGCAGAUCGACCCUGCCAAUGACACUUUCAACAUCGACCCCAAGAUCAUCACAGACUGCCUGGGUGUGGACCCCAUAGAAAGGAUGCCUUGGCCCCUGCAGUCCCACCCCAGCUACCGGAACUUCACCCUCAAGUUUCACAAGCUCAUUAAUGUCACCAUCCAGUUUAAACUGAAGGCCAUCAACAUCCAGACGAUCAUUAACAAUGAGAUCCCUGACUGCUACACCUUCACCAUUACUAUCACGUUUGACAACAAGGCUCACAGUGGCCGGGUGAAGAUCAGCCUGGACAACAAAGCUGACAUUAAAGAGUGCAAGGACCCCAGCAUCUAUGGCCGAGGAGACAACACCUUCCGCAUCUUCUUCGACGUGGCUGUGAUCUUUGUUUGUGUGCUGUCCUUCAUCCUGUGUGCCCGCUCCAUCAUCCGGGGCUUGAUACUGCAGCAUGAGUUGGGCCAUUUCUUUCAGAGACGUUACAACCAGGACGUCUGCCUGUCAGACCGCAUGGAGUUUGUGAAUGGCUGGUAUAUCCUGCUGGUGGUGAGUGAUGUCCUGACAGUGUCCGGGACCAUCAUGAAGAUUGGAAUUGAGUCAAAGAACUUUGCCAGCUAUGACGUGUGCAGCAUCCUUCUGGGCACCUCCACUCUCCUGGUCUGGGUCGGGGUCAUCCGCUACCUCAGCUUCUUCCAGAAAUACAAUAUUCUCAUAGUGACCAUGAGGGUCGCCCUCCCCAACGUGAUCCGCUUCUGCUGCUGUGUUGCUGUCAUUUACCUGGGCUACUGCUUCUGCGGGUGGAUCGUACUGGGCCCAUACCAUGUCAAGUUCCGCACCCUCUCCAUGGUGUCCGAAUGCCUCUUCUCCCUCAUCAACGGGGAUGAUAUGUUCGUGACCUUUGCUGAGAUGCAGCAGAACAGCUACCUGGUGUGGCUCUUCAGCCAGCUCUACCUCUAUACCUUCAUCAGCCUCUUCAUCUACAUGGUGCUCAGCCUCUUUAUUGCACUCAUCACCGGCUCCUAUGAGACCAUCAAGCACCAAUGUGAGGGUGAUGUGCCCAUCACACAGCUCCAUAUGUAUAUUGCCGAAUGCAAAGACAGCCCAGGGUCUGGCAAGUUCCGCCGUGAGAGCAGCUCCUCCUGCUCGGUUUUCUGCUGCUGCGAGCGGGCUCCACUGCAGGACAACACACUGGUGGUGAAUUGACAACGCAGCUGCGGGAGAGCCUGAUCUGUGUACCUAUGCGGGAGAGCGCUGUCUGCUGUACUGCUGGGGAACUGAGCCUGUACAUGGAACUGCCUGGAGGGGACUGGUCAUGGGGACAGUCCCAGCCCUGUGACCGCACCCACUGGCAGCUGCCUCCCUGGCUGGACUCCAAGGACUGGUAGCAGGAGUGGGGCUGUGUGGCCCCCAAGCAGAGACAUGGGUGAGCUCUGUCCACCAAGAUGAACCCUGGAUCUGCUGAGUCAGCCCUUAGCUAUAGCACCAGCUGGGCUCUGCUCCGUGUGUGCUGGCCACGUGGGCUGGAACCUUGGGCCACAGCUUUUAUGUAGCACAUUUUUUAUUUACCUUCUGGCUUUUACCAGGCUGUGUGAUCCGGUAGGGGAGAGGAAAAGGGCUGAGGACCCCCCCUUUGUCACCGCCUUGGGUUGGGGGAGGGAGGGGAAAUGGCGUGGCUCUUCACAUGGAGCCAUGCAAAAAUGGAACCUGAAUGAGAUGAGCACUGCAGUGAUGCCAGCACUCCUGUCCCGUGGCAGUGCCAUCCCUGAGCAGAACCCUCCCUUGUCCCUUGCAGCCCGGGGCCCAGCAGAGACUGCUGAGUUUAUGUAGCGGAAGGAGCUCCCCUGAUGGAGCCCUUCCUCCCUUAGGCAGGGGAAGCCCAGCUUUGCAGUGGGCUAGGAGAGUUCGGGAAAGAUACUGCUCUCCAGACCUUGUUGUUGCUCUUGAGGACCCUCCCCACCCCCGUUGGGAACUGGUGCCAUCCGAGGGGCUGUGUUCUGGGUUCUCUGUCAUUCUGCAUCUUGCUUUUUCCAGUCCCCGCUCUCUUCUGACUGCUGGCCUGUCUGCUGCAGAGAGACCCUACUGAGGGCAUCACUAAGUUGCACUGUGCUGGGUGCUGUCGGCAGCCUGGACACUUGAUAGGCUGGGUUUAGUUUUGAAGGUGUUUCUAAAAUGUUUUCAAGCUGCCUCUUCCCCCCGGCCCCCAAAUGCCAUGCCUGGGGGGAAGGUGGGGAGGAGAGAACUGGGCCCUUCCUGCUGCCUCAGGAUGUUUAAAAAAGCCUUUUGGGCCUUUA